This is a messenger RNA of Hipposideros armiger (great roundleaf bat), 557 nucleotides long. Its product is annotated as calcium-activated chloride channel regulator 1-like. The record is from RefSeq and is a predicted model, not a curated record. The transcript is spliced from 4 exons. NCBI's taxonomy places the organism in Eukaryota, Metazoa, Chordata, Mammalia, Chiroptera, Hipposideridae. The annotation marks the transcript as partial.
AUGGGGUCAUUUAAGAGUUCCAUUUUCAUCUUGGUCCUUCACCUUCUUGAAGGGGCCCUGAGCAAUUCACUCAUUCAGCUGAAAAAUAACGGCUAUGAAGGCAUUGUCAUCGCAAUUGACCCUAAUGUGCCAGAAGAUGAAACACUCAUUCAACAAAUAAAGGACAUGGUGACUCAGGCAUCCCCAUAUCUGUUUGAAGCUACAGAAAAAAGAUUCUAUUUUAAAAAUGUUGCCAUUUUGAUUCCUGAAAAAUGGAAGACAAAACCUGAGUAUGUGAGACCAAAACUUGAGACCUACAAAAAUGCCGAUGUCCUGAUUGCUGAACCUAACCCUCCAGGUAAUGAUGAACCCUACACAGAACAGAUUGGAAAUUGUGGAGAAAGGGGCGAAAGGAUUUAUUUCACUCCUGACUUCAUAGCAGGAAAAAAAUUGCGUCAAUAUGGACCACAAGGAAGGGCGUUUGUCCACGAAUGGGCUCAUCUACGAUGGGGAGUAUUUAAUGAGUACAAUAAUGACCAGAAAUUCUACUUAUCAAAUGGGAAAAGAGAAGCAGUAAG